Molecule: messenger RNA, 2026 nt
Organism: Olea europaea var. sylvestris
Lineage: Eukaryota; Viridiplantae; Streptophyta; Magnoliopsida; Lamiales; Oleaceae
Product: TBC1 domain family member 15-like
Exons: 12
Coding region: 367-1686 (439 amino acids)
Biological process (GO): activation of GTPase activity
Molecular function (GO): GTPase activator activity
Source: RefSeq, a predicted model, not a curated record
AGAGAGAGAGGAUAUUAUGAGGGAGAUUAACGCAUAAAACGGGCAUUGUUCGUGGAUGUGUGUUCGGGCCGGGUCGAAUAUCUGUAAAUUCACCUCAUUCACCAACCACCCCCAACUGCUAAAUAAAUUAAUGAAGAAAAACAAGGCAAGAUCUAGAGCCGAAAAAAGUUUUGUUUUCCUUGUAUUUAUAUAUCCCUUGAAUCUUUGUCAAAAGGAAAUUAAUCUGGGGCCAUUGGAAAUGUUUUUUCUUCUGAAGUUGUGAUCUGGGUUUUGGGAAUUUCAGCUCAUUUUUGUUGGUUCUUCAGUUUCUUGUGGGAGAUUCUCUUAAGUUGUUAUUUUUAUUUUUUGAGAUACUAAAUUGAGAAAAUGUGGAGGGACCCGGGAGCUCCUGUUGAUUCUUAUUAUGAGGUCCGGCCUGAAUGCACUGAUGUUCCCAAAACCAAGUUCAGAAUCAAGGCUGGCAAAACAUUAAGUGCUCGGAAAUGGCAAGCUGCUUUCUCUCCAGAAGGUCAUCUUGAUAUAGGCAAAACACUCGGUCGAAUUCAACGGGGGGGGAUCCACCCAUCAAUUAGAGGUGAAGUUUGGGAAUUUUUACUUGGCUGUUAUGAUCCUAAGAGUACUUUCAAUGAACGAGAUGAAAUACGGCAGCAACGAAGAGUUCAGUAUGCUGUGUUAAAAGACGAGUGUCGGUUAAUGUUUCCCUUGAUUGGAAGUGGUAAAUUUAUCACUGCACCUGUAAUUACUGAAGAUGGCGAACCUAUUUAUGAUCCUCUUGUACUUCAAGAGGCAAAUGUAUCUUCCGCUGAGGGGAUUGAUGCUUUCAAUGGUUCUGAAAUGGCAAAAGAACCAAAUACUCAUUGUACUAUGAGCAAGAAAGAAAUUCAGUGGAAACUUACCUUACAUCAAAUAGGUCUAGACGUGGUGCGAACUGACAGGACUCUAGUGUUUUAUGAGAAGCAAGAAAAUUUGUCAAAACUUUGGGAUAUUCUGUCUGUUUAUGCCUGGUUUGAUAAAGAUGUGGGCUACUGCCAAGGAAUGAGUGAUCUUUGCUCCCCUAUGAUAAUGUUACUUGAAGAUGAAGCAGAUGCAUUUUGGUGCUUUCAACGUUUGAUGCGCAGAUUGCGAGGAAAUUUCAGAUGCACUGAGAGAUCUGUAGGAGUGGAGACACAGCUCAGCAAUCUAGCUUCAAUAACACAAGUUAUCAAUCCUAAACUUCAUCAGCACUUAGAAACCCUUGGUGGAGGCGAUUAUCUGUUUGCUUUCAGAAUGCUUAUGGUUUUGUUUCGUCGAGAAUUCUCUUUUGGUGAUUCAUUAUACCUUUGGGAGAUGAUGUGGGCCCUGGAGUAUGAUCCUGAAUUAUUCAUCAUGUAUGAGGACCCUGAAUUAGCUAGUGAAAAAUCUGACAGAUCUAAAGGAAAAGUGAAGUCUACUCGCCAAUGUGGAAAGUAUGAAAGAGAAAACAUGAAAAGUGGAGGCAAAAGUGCUGAAGCCCCUCUCCCAAUUUCUGUUUUUCUUGUAGCUAGUGUCCUGAAAGACAAGAGUACCAAAUUGUUGACAGAAGCUCGAGGACUAGAUGACGUUGUUAAGAUAUUGAAUGACAUUACGGGAGACCUUGAUGCCAAGAAAGCUUGCACUGGUGCCAUGAAACUUCACAAGAAAUAUCUGAAAAAGGCAAAAAAUGCAUAGCAAUGGAGGAAGUGUUCCCAAGAUGUACUUAAAUUUAUGGCAUUAUGAGGCAACGGCGAUAUUUUAUUCUGCAACCUUACUAACAAGCCAGUUGUAUAUUUCUGAUGCUGAUAUGAUCUGAAUAAACAUCUGUACCGUUCUUGGGAGCAUAUUAUACCCGGGGAUGCCAUUUUUAUAAGUGAAAAUACCGUUCAUUCUUUGCAUACUAUCUAUCUAUAAAAAUUUAUAACAGAGCUUUGUAAUGUUGAAUCGUGCAUCCUGUAAUCGUUGAAUAUAAAAGGAAAAUGUGUGUACAAUAUUUGAUUUGUUGUUAGUAAUAAAAGCAACAGUUUGAGGAUUU